AUGAAGCCGAUUUCUGGCUUAGUCGAAUUGCCAGAGAAAGGCCAGCUUCAGAAGCGUAUUAACUUUCUUAGCGAGAACAGUGCCGGUUUAGGACCCGCUGAUCUUCUUAUUUUAACAAAAAAGUCAUCACAAGGAAAUAUUAUUACUUAUUCUUACUUUUCUGGUUUAUCUUUCCGAAAAGAAAGCGAUAUUAAAGAUUUUGUAACUAAUCUAAAGUCGAGAAGACCACAUAAACUUCUCAGACAACUUCAAUAUGAAUUAACAAAAGUUGAUUUAUGUAUUUGGAAUCCAUUUUCAAAGACUGACUUCCGAAUUCAAGUAGACGAUAAGAAAAACGUUACAAUAAACUGCUAUAAUGCUUCAAACGAACAUAUUGAUUUUAAUCAGCAACUGUUUGAUGAAAUAACGAUUGCAUCAACACUCAGAUACUGGAUACCAUAUGACCAACUCUACAGAUCGAUAUUUAACUUACCUUAUACCGAUUCAUAUCCUCUUAACGUUCAAACACCGAAACUUCUUACAAAUGAUGAACUCACAUAUAUUUCAGACAAUCUCAAUUCAUCAGCCGAUUUAGAUUUUGCGUUAGCUGCCUUUUUACUUGCUAAUUUCAACUCAAAUGAUUUUAUCAACACCGUUAAUGUACUAAAAACCAAAUUCCCAGGUGUAAUUGCCUCUAUAUUACGAUUUAUACCCCUUUCAUCACCAUUAGCCGACAAAUUAUACGACUUUUUGCUUCAUUCUUUUUCAAAAUACCCAGACAACCCAUUAAUCAUCAAAACUGUCAUCGAAAUGGCCUCAAUGAAGAAAGACAAGCAGAUCACCCACCAGAUCACGUCGGUUAUUAAGAACACAUCAUGGUCAAAUCCAACAACUUGCAUUUCCUUCGCGAAAACAUAUAUAUGUCUCAAGAAAUUCGAAGAGGCCAAGGUCAUUACAAACGGUACAUUCUAUUGCCGUGAAUACCAAGAGCCACAAAACUUAAAAUUUAAUCCUGAAUUGCCGGAAUCGCCUUCUAACAGCGCACCGAGGUCUGUUCCUAGAUCUAUAGAAAAGGAAAUCAUAGAAUCGCAGCUGGAUAUGACUUCAGACUUGAUUUAUCAUGUUGUAUUUGAAUUAAGAGAAAGUUACGGAGUAAUGAGACUCAAAGACGCAAAGAACUAUCCACAACCAAAGAAUGGAAUCAUAAAGGAUCAGAAUUACCAAGGAAAUACAAAUCUUUCCAUUGAAUCUUCAAAUAAUGACGAAGAUUUAGAUAAUUUGUUCGAUCCGGGCGUUAGUUCUUUCCCAUCUGUACCAACAAUAUUCUACAGACUGCCGUUCUCCUCUUAUUUCUUCGAUGUUCUCGAAGUUAUCGAUCAUGAAUCAGAUGAAGUAUCGAAAUUGAAGCGCAAUGGCUCUGUUUCGUCUCAGCAGGAUGCAAGACGUGCAGCUGUGCUGGCGCUAAAGACAGGAGACCAGGAAACUCUCAGAAUUGCACUUAAUUUCUUCGAGUCAAAGAAGAGAUACAGACCAGUUCACUUUUUGAUACAAAUGGCCGUUUUCGCAAGAAAUGGCGGAGAUGUCCCCGUUUAUAAGGAUCCAAAACUCAGAUGGACUCUCGCUGAGAGAAACGCGCUUGAUGUUAUAGUUCCGAUAUCACAGAACCUUCCUUCUUUAUUGUCUAGAUAA
Molecule: messenger RNA, 1668 nt
Organism: Trichomonas vaginalis G3
Lineage: Eukaryota; Parabasalia; Trichomonadida; Trichomonadidae
Product: bud site selection protein 7-related family
Exons: 1
Coding region: 1-1668 (555 amino acids)
Biological process (GO): Golgi to plasma membrane transport
Cellular component (GO): exomer complex
Molecular function (GO): protein binding
Source: RefSeq, a predicted model, not a curated record